Anopheles stephensi (Asian malaria mosquito) is the source of this 3209-nucleotide messenger RNA. Its product is annotated as annulin-like. The transcript has 7 exons. The record is from RefSeq and is a predicted model, not a curated record. Gene Ontology annotation, biological process: peptide cross-linking. Gene Ontology annotation, molecular function: protein-glutamine gamma-glutamyltransferase activity. The coding region runs from base 663 to 3008 and encodes 781 amino acids. Lineage: Eukaryota; Metazoa; Arthropoda; Insecta; Diptera; Culicidae.
ACUCAAGACGCCACAUGGUUUGCAGUUACGUUCAAACAUUCGGUGUGAUCAGAACGGAGUGACGCGGUGUGUUCAGGCUGCUGCCGCUGCUGCUGCUGCUGUGAGUCUUGCUGAUGUCGGUGUCGAUGUUUUUUUAAAUGGAACACAAAACACACCCUCGUGGGAGCGGUAUGCGUGUACGGGGAGAAAAAUGCUGCAAAUUGUAGUACCUUGUUCGAUCGGCUAAAAUCAGUGAUUGUUGUACGUCCAUUUUCGAUCACUGUUUAACGAGUUUCGCAUCGGAGCGGUUGUGUAGUAUUGCGGAUGCAGUAGUUCUCGACGAGGUUACGUAUCCGAAAGAAUAAUCCUGCCAUUCGUCAACCAGUUCCGUCAACCUCGAAGAGAUUCGUUUUUUUUUUUAAAUAACGUGACAUCAUCUGCUGCUAGUGGCCGUGGCAGAUAAAAAACCGAACCGAAGGACACAGGUGGAUUUUGUAACAACAGGUGUGUGUAUGUUUGGGCAAGAGGAAUUCCAAAACAAAGUAUUAAGACGGUGUCGUGCAAGACAAUCUGGUGACACCUUUUGUAACGCGACCGAUUCAACAAUCUGUGAGCUAUAUUUGUUUAUGCAGCGUAGUUAGUGUUGGCUGUUGGCUGUGUGUGCAUCGUUACAAUCGAACACCAUGGGCAGUAAACUGAGCACCUUUUGGCGCACAAACUGUUGCGAGUGUGCCUCGUGCGUGGACGGCAGUAGUGAGCAUCGAGGCUCCGCAAGGUGGAAUCCUUUAGCGAAUCAUCCUCUCGCUACCUUUGGAAUGGCAGACAAAAUUGAUUCUCCAUCCGCCGAGGUUCUGACAGUAAGAUCCGUUGAUCUUUGCAUCGAGGAGAAUGGGAAAGAUCAUCGCACCAUGCGCUAUGAGCUGAUGAGCCGGGAUGAGUAUAGUGGCAAGAUACCGAAGCUGGUCGUGCGUCGGGGACAACCGUUCCGAUUGCGUUUGGUGUGCGAUCGACCGUACGAUCGAAGUCGCGACGCGCUCAGUUUGAUAUUCACCGUAGCCGAUGAGGAUCAGCCAACGCACGGGCAUGCGACACUGGUCGGUAUUCCGGUCAAUCAGUUCCCGAACCAGCUGAGCGAACCACACGAAUGGGGCGCAGCCAUCGAGACGAUCCAUGGCGAUCUGUUGGAGAUCUUGGUUAAACCGGCCGCCACCGCUCCGGUCGGUCAGUGGAAGCUGGAUAUCGACACGAAGCUGCUGAGUGACGCGUUCGGUAAAAGUUACUCACUUCCUCAGGCGUUUUACGUGCUCUUCAAUCCCUGGUGUCCGGAUGAUUUGGUGUACAUGGAAGAAAAAUCACACCGCCACGAGUACGUGAUGAGUGACACGACGCUCAUCUACCGAGGAUCGUACAACCGGUUGCGUCCUUCGGUGUGGAAGUUUGGCCAGUUCGAAAAGCACAUCCUGGACUGCUCUCUGUUGCUGAUUUCAAAGAUCGGUAAGGUUAGUGCGACCCACCGUGGUGAUCCGGUGCGGGUGUGUCGUGCCAUCUCGGCGGCCGUGAACUCACCGGACGAUGAUGGAGCACUGUUGGGCAACUGGAGCACAGACUAUUCGGGUGGAACUCCCCCGACGAAGUGGGUCGGUUCGGUGGAAAUUUUGCAGCAAUUCUACAAGAAGCAGAAACCGGUCAAAUUUGCCCAGUGCUGGGUGUUUGCCGGUGUUGUGUCCACAAUUGCCCGUGCAAUCGGCAUACCGUCCCGGGUGGUAACAAACUACUCCUCAGCGCACGACACACAAGCCUCCCUCACGGUGGACUAUUUCGUAGACAAGAGCGGUAAGAUUAUGGAAGAGAUGAACGCCGAUUCCAUCUGGAACUAUCACGUGUGGAACGAGGUGUGGAUGCAGCGACCCGAUCUGGGCAUUAGCUCCGAUGGGGACUAUGGCGGUUGGCAGGCGAUCGAUGCUACUCCGCAGGAAUCUUCCGACGGAAUGUUCCGCUGUGGGCCGGCAUCGGUAUUGGCCGUGAAGUUGGGUGAGGUGCUGAAACCGUACGACAACAAUUUCCUCUUCGCGGAGGUUAAUGCCGACAAGGUGUUCUGGAGAUAUACGGGACCACAUCAUCCGCUCAAGUUGCUGCGGAAAGAUGUGCUCGGUAUUGGGCUGUUUAUCAGCACGAAAGCUGUUGGGCGGUGGGAGCGUGAGGAUAUUACCGCCAGCUACAAGUUUGCGGAGAAAUCGGUGGAGGAACGUGCCACGAUGCUGAAGGCGCUGAAGCAAGCCAACAGCUACUUUAGCCGGUACUAUCUGAAUGAGGAGUUCAACGAGGUGUACUUUAACUUUGAGCUGCGCGAUGAUAUCAAGAUCGGCGAGCCAUUUAGUGUGAUUCUGCUCGUUAAAAAUCGAUCAUCGGAAAAUCGGCAUGUGGUCGAGGGUUCCCUGCACGUAGACACGGUACUGUACACCGGAAAGGAUCGGGACAGUGUCAAGGUGGACACGUUCUCUGUAACGCUUGAGCCCGGAACCGAGCACUCGGUACGGAUGAUCGUCGAGUUUGAGGAUUACUAUCGCAAGCUACGCGACCAGGCCGCGUUCAACAUAUCCUGCAUGGCGACGGUGCUGGACACGGAGUUUGAGUUUUAUGCGCAGGAUGAUUUCCGUGUGCGCAAGCCGGAUAUAAAGAUAGCGCUGCUCGGAAAGCCAGUGUCGCAGGCACCGGUGGAGGUGCAGUUUACGCUCGAGAACCCGCUUCCGAUACCGCUGCGGAAGGGAGUGUUCCAUGUGGAAGGAACGGGCAUUGGAAAACCUUUGCUCUUUAAGCAUCCGGAAAUUGCGCCCGGAGAGAAAGUUUCGAAUGCCUUCACUAUGACACCACCGUACUCGGGACGCAUGACACUAGCUGCCAAGUUUACGUCGAAGGAGCUGGACGAUGUCGACGGAUUCCUGGCCUUUAUCGCUCAUCCACGUGCCGAAGAUAUCAUUAUGAACGUGGAAGAUAACGCAAUCAUUGCCCGUACGGACGUCAUCGAGUAGGGAAUGCCAAAGAUCCUGCCAUUUUUUAGGUCACUACUGACUUACUCUCUGUCUCUCUCUCUCUCUAUGUAUACCUAUUUAAUUACCCACUAACUGCCAACGCGACGUUCGGAUUGUGUUAACAUUGUUUUGAAAACAGUAAAGUGUAUUUAGUAAUAACAUAAUUUAAAACGCAAAUAAACAGUACACAAACCAACCAAC